AUGAACGGCAACGACGGCACCAAUGAUUUUCUGGCCCUCGUCAAAUCCGUGACGAUGCUGACCGCAGACGACAAGCUGUCGCGCAACAAAAUACAAUCCACGCGAGACGAAGGCGAACAAGAAAGCCCUGAGAAAUCGGCGCAAAAAGAGAAGGCUCUGGCUAAGAUCAAAGCUUCCAAAGCUUUCAAGAAGCGCAAGAAGGAUGCCGACGAGGAUUCAGAUUUUGAUGAUGACGAGAUUGCUCGGGCCAUCUUCAACGAGCGUCAUGCGCCUCUACCGGGACAAAUGGAAAACUGCGAAAUAUGCGACAAGAGAUUCACGGUAACACCCUACUCCGUUCAGGGACCCAACGGCGGUCUUCUCUGCGCGCCCUGCGGACGACAAAUAGCCAAGGAACGACAGGGCGAAAAGCCUAAGAAGAAGGCACCCCGACGACAGACGGCUGGUAUUGGUUCUCGGAGAGCAGCCCAAAGCCGUCUCCUGGAUGGCAGCGUGGGAACGCUGAGCCUCGCCACUCUAUGUGUGCAGACUUUGGCCAAGAAUGUGGAGUUGGCGGAAAGCUUGGGGGACCUGCCAGAACAUUUGGUCGACAAAAUCGCCCGCAUUUUCUCAAAGCGGCGACUGCUGGGCCCUGAUACCUUGCCCUUGUUCCUCCAACCCUCUACGCAAACGAUACGUAUCUACGAUGGGGCAAAGCUCGGCGAGCAAGAGCUGAUCAGCAUCUUCCAGAUCGCGCCUGGUCUGAAACACUUCAAAGCUAGAUGCGUGGUACAGUUCAAAGAUGAAGUCAUGGACUACGUACUAUCGCGAGACACGAAAAUGGAAAGCUUCUACUUGCAUGGAGCGAACCUCCUGAGUGAGGAUAAACUACACGAGUUUCUCCGAGCUCAAGGGUCCUAUCUCCAGAACUUACAAAUUUACUAUACCGACAAGCACGUUGGUGACGAGACCAUCGAGUUUGUUCGGGAACAUUGUCCGAACCUCAAGCGCCUGAAAAUUGAGCAUAAUCAGAAGUUGACUGACAAGGGUGUGAAAGCUCUUGCUAAUGUCACUUGCCUCGAGCACUUGGGCCUACAACUGGAGCACAGUCCAAGUUCUCCAGCCAUCAGAAAAGCGGUCUCAGGUUCCGGACCUAAUCUCAAGACGCUUUCGCUCAGCAUCGUGCCUAAUGCGGACGAUAGUGUGCUGGAUGCCAUCCACACGACAUGUCGCUCCCUCUCGAAAUUACGCAUAACUGAAAGCCACUUGAUGACGGAUGACGGAUUUGCCGCACUCUUCACAGCAUGGCAGAACCCGCCUCUCACGUUCAUUGACCUAGAGAAGUGUCGCUAUGUGAGCGCUAUGCAGCCCAGGCAGAACGAUGGUCUCGUGGGCCUCUGCAGCAAUGGAUUCAAGGCCCUCAUGGCACAUUCUGGCCCGAGACUGCGAUAUCUCAACGUCCAUGCUUGCCGUAACAUUUCUCGAGAAGCAUUCGAAGAGGUGUUCAGUGGCGCGUCGUCAUACCCCGAGAUGCGACGUCUGAAGAUCAGUUUCUGCGAAGAGGUCACUGAUUAUGUGCUGAGCUGCAUUUUCCGUUCUUGCCCAAACAUCAAAGAGGUCAACGUGUUUGGCUGCAUGAAAGUGAGAGAUGUCCGCGUGCCUCGAGGCAUCAUUCUGGUUGGUGUGCCGAAUGCGCAGGGAAUGAUCACAGAAGGAAAGCACUAA
This is a messenger RNA of Emericellopsis cladophorae, 1704 nucleotides long. Its product is annotated as DNA repair protein Rad7. The record is from RefSeq and is a predicted model, not a curated record. Bases 1 to 1704 code for a protein of 567 amino acids. The transcript is spliced from 4 exons. NCBI's taxonomy places the organism in Eukaryota, Fungi, Ascomycota, Sordariomycetes, Hypocreales, Bionectriaceae. Gene Ontology annotation, cellular component: SCF ubiquitin ligase complex. Gene Ontology annotation, molecular function: protein binding. Gene Ontology annotation, biological process: SCF-dependent proteasomal ubiquitin-dependent protein catabolic process.